Wyeomyia smithii (pitcher-plant mosquito) is the source of this 4802-nucleotide messenger RNA. RefSeq names its product glypican-6 (gene dlp). The transcript is spliced from 8 exons. Gene Ontology annotation, biological process: regulation of protein localization to membrane; cell migration; regulation of signal transduction. Gene Ontology annotation, cellular component: cell surface; extracellular region; plasma membrane. NCBI's taxonomy places the organism in Eukaryota, Metazoa, Arthropoda, Insecta, Diptera, Culicidae. The record is from RefSeq and is a predicted model, not a curated record. Bases 968 to 3145 code for a protein of 725 amino acids.
ACAUAGGUUUGAGAUCUUUCUCUCUUUAGUUAUGUUCAGUCUGUUUUCAGCAUUGAGGCAGCUUGGUGUUUAAAUUGGUUUUAUGCCUCAAGAUAUAAAAUUAGCACGGGUUUUGCUGACUUUUGAGUUUUUUAUAAUUUCUGAAUUUGAAGUAAAGCUAACUUUGUCGUUCAGGUGUUUGUGUUGAAAAAGAUAGUAAUAAAUAAAAAAUCGCGCUUUGCAAUAUCAUACAUUUGCGAGUGAAAAAAGCUAGACGAAAAGAGCUAGCAAAAUUUGUUCAUUGAGAAAAAUUUGAUGUAUUUAUGUGGGUGUAGUGGUGACAUUUUUUGUUCAACUCUCCCGUGGCAGAGCGUAAAUUAAAGGUGCACUUUUCUCUUCUCAUUGAUGGUGGUAGGAUUAAGAAGGGAGUGAAACCAUAAACGCAUACUUGACGUAUUAACCACCAAGGAGUUGUGCGUGAGAAAAUCUGUCGUUGGUAUGAGUGCUGUUCUGUUGGCGGCAGCUAUUUGAUAGUGUGUGUCGUCAGAUCUGCGAUUUUUUGACUAAUAGUUUUGCAAGUAUCGCGAAAUGAUUAGGACCGCCGAUUUCGGUGUGAUGUUUUCGUGAAUUAUUUUUGGAAUUUCAACUGUUCUGGAUGCUGUUGGUACGGAGUGGUAAACUAAACUAAUAACAAACCGAAACAGCUAACCUAUGACAUUGAGUAUCAAUAAAUGGCAAGAAGUUGAUGAACAGAGAACAAAUCGUGAUACAAGUCAUUCAACCUGAUUGUGAUUAUUCCUGGAGAGAAGGUAUCUGCGUCGAAAGUGUACUCGCUCGAUUUUAUAUGACGUAUAUGUGAAUGUGUGUAGAAAUAUGACCGGCUUUUCAUGAUUCACAUAUAGCGGCGAAACAAAAAUCUUUUAUACCCUAGAAAAUAACUAUUUAAUAAAAUACAGUGCUUGAUCACUCAGUGAUAUUGUAAAACAGAAUGAACAUGGCACACCUCAAAAGUGCUACGGUUUUUCACGCAAGUGUUAGUUUGUUGAUUUUGGUGAGCCAAUGGAAAAUAACGACAGCAAAUAUUAUCCCACCAUCUGCUCUUACCACUGGUAAUAGUAGCGAGAAUCAGUUGCACAGCGAAGUUGGCACUAGUUCAGCCACCAAGCGAACUUGCACCAAUGUACAUACUAUCUUCGAGCAGCGAGGUUUUAACGCAGCCAACAUUCCAGCUGACCCAGUUACAGAUAGACCACUUCGAUACUGUGAUGUUCCACCUGGUGGCACCUGUUGUACGCAUACUAUUGAGAACAAACUCGCCGUUCACGCUAAAGCGCUGCUGGAACGUAACACCAAAGACUCGAUCACAAAACUAUCUUCUGUGCUAGGGAACCGAGCGCAGAAAUUCAAUGAUUUCUUCAAGCAAUUGCUCUCAGAAUCUAAAGCAGAGUUUCAUGCGAUGUUCAAGCGAACCUACGGUACAAUUUACGAGCAAAAUGCGUACGUCUUCUCAGAUCUAUUUACUGAAUUGGAGCGGUACUAUGCAAACGGCAAGGUUGACCUUGGGGAAGCUAUGGAUUCAUUCUUCAAUGUGCUGUAUCAGAAAAUGUUUACCGUUCUUAAUUCGCAAUACACGUUCAACACUAAAUAUCUUGGAUGUGUCAGCGAACAUAUGAAGGAAUUAAAACCAUUUGGAGACGUCCCGGAUAAGCUUUCAGUGCAAAUCAAACGAUCUUUCGUUGCUACUCGUACAUUCGCCCAGGCGUUAAAUUCAGCUGCUGAGGUUGCUAAGAACAUGGUUAAUGUACGGUUAACAGCUGAGUGCACGGCUGCAUUGACGAAAAUGAGCACAUGUAAUACUUGUGCAGGAUUUCUGGAAAAGCCGUGCUCAUCCUAUUGCGUAAACGUGAUGAAGGGUUGUCUACAAAAUUACCUCGAGUUGGAUGCUGAGUGGGAUUCAUUUGUAGCCACGAUGGAACGAGUUUCAGACCGUUUGCUAGGACCCUUUAAUAUAGUUAUGGUUGUUGAACCAAUAAAUAUCAAAAUAUCAGAAGCUAUUAUGAACUUCCAGGAAACCGGUCAAGAUAUAUCUAAUCGCGUUUUUCAAGGAUGCGGCAAGCCUGCUCUUGGUCGUCGAAGAAGAGCUUCUGGUGUUACACCAGUGGUUGCAUCAGGAUCCGUUAUAAGAAAUAAACGUAACAUGGAAAGGUUAACUACCGCUCACGACGACAGUGAUAGUUUUAUUUUUGACGAAGAGAAUGUGUUUAAUGAUCGACAUAUAGUGAAAAGAUCAACACAGGAUUCGUCUAGUCGUGAAUUGAAAUAUGAGCCAGUGCAGUUUUCUACUGGAGAAAUUCAAUUUACUAACAACAACAGUCCACCUAGUCAUCACCAAAUACAAAAUGAAAAUGCAAACACCAACCGUAGCAAUAGAAGAAAGAAUAAUCGAAAACAGACUGAUGAGGGAGAUAACAAUCGAGAGCCCAUAGAUCGUCUUGUAAAAGACAUAAGGCAACGCGUGAAGGAUUCGAAACGAUUUUGGUCCAAUUUACCUUAUAUGUUAUGUAAUAACGAAGAUGUUGCUGCCCCUCCAAGUAGCGAUAGUAGCUGCUGGAAUGGGCACACAAUUGACCGGUAUCUUCAUGCAGUUGCGUCCGAGGUUGACAAAAACCCAGAAUUUCCCAACCGCCCAUCCAGUAAUCGACAAAUUGCAAUAGUGCAACAACAGCUGUACACGCUAAGAACUGCAAUUAGUCAGUUGAGAAAUGCGUACAACGGACACGACGUAGAAUGGCCUGAUCAAGAAGAUAAUUACUACGGAAGCGGUUCUGGAGGCGGAAGUGGCUUGGAUGAUGAAGAAGAAAAUGGAUCCGGACUUGGGCCUUGGCCUGAACUGGAUGAACAUGCGCAUUUCCCGGGAGCAUCAGGACCGCCGGCCGGUGGUGCCGCAGGAGAUAAUACCGAUAGGAAUAGUGGUUUUGAUUACACCAGUCAUAAAACUACUCCCGUCGUUGACGGCGGCAGCAGUAGUGGCGGUGGAACGUCAACUGCUACCGGCGGAAGUAACAGUGAGCGUAUUCCACCGUUAUCGAUAACGCGAGCUUUGCUGCAAUUCUUCCUGCCGCUUGUGAUGGCUUGGUUUGGCGGUUUGUUUGCUGAUUUGCUGUGAUCCGAUUAAAGUAGCUAUAAAAUAUGUAUAUUAUUUUAAUUUUUUAAUUUAUCCCGUCAAAGUCUUGAGUUUUAUUGAAUGUAAAGGCAAGUGCGAUAGUGGAUACUGAAGAGAUGUGCAUAUAUUUAUAGAUAGAUGCUCUUUUUCAAAUUGAUGCGUUUGUUAUUGUACAUGAUCCAAAUGUGAUGAAAAUAUACCGAGCAGCUGUAUAAGAUAAUAUAUACACCCAACCCUCAAUACGUAACCGACAAUGAAUAGAUUUUUCAGUUCUGUCUAACUGUAUGUGAGCUUUAAAAUUAUUGAGUAGCUAACAUAUAUGUGUUUCUAUGUUCUUAAAAGUGAACAUUUUCUUAACUUAAUUACUUAAUCUUAUAUUAAUGAAGGUGGCGAGACACAAUCAUUGUUAAUUCCGAUUAUCAUAAUAAGAUUUUCAAUUUCAAACGCAUAUUUCCCAGUGUUAUAGUAUUCAAAUUACCGUGCCAGCAUUUACCGAAUUGUUGUCUAUUACAACGUAACUCCAUAGAAGCAUUUAAUUACAUUGCAGUUGUGUGACGCCAAUCCUUCUUUUGCUCAAAUCUUGGUGCAAAUUUUCCAUCAACAAAAAUGCGAAGGAAGUUUAGGCUGAAAUGCGAUUUCAUUAUUAAUAUUUUAGGCCUUAUCACAACUCUAGUCAAAUUAAAUAGAUAAACCUACUUCCUUCGCGUAAAAAGAAACCUUCAACUGUAAAACAAUCUCAAUCGUUCCUUAUUUCAAAAGGAAAACAUCUCUGUUCAAACCAUUUCACAGCAUAUUUAGCAUAAAUCUAAGUAACAUACGACUGCCUUUAAUACAGCUACUUAUUUGCCAACAAAAUGCCACUAAAAUGCUUUGCGUACACCGUUGAUCCUCUGUAAAUAUCUAUUAAUAGAUCUCUAGAUAGUAUAACGAAACGAACAGAGAAAGUGUCGAUAAAUGCUUAGUAUAUUUAUUAACAUUUCCGUAUUGGUAAUAUAUUUUAAUUUAUGUAGAAAAAAUUUAUGUUUAACUAGCGCUAGAUACCUUUUGAAACAAAAUAUUCUUUCAAAUUAAAAGCAAUUAGGCGCUUCAUAACUCAACCACGAACCGAUUACAUGUCUAAAUCAAUUCUUAUUUUUAAUGAACAUGUCUAAAAUAUCUACAUCUCUAAGACAUGUUAAUGAGCUGCAUAUUUAAUACAGGGGUAUAAAACAGUAACUUUUAAGCUGUAAUUCAAAGCGUAACACGCACAUGAUAAAAGCGCACGCAUUUGGACGAGUUGUAAGUGCAGUAUUUGCUGAAAUAUACAUAGUAUUUGUACAAAAGUAAACAUACUUAGGAAAAAAUGAUAGAAAGCAACUGGCUACAACCACUCAGAAAAAAAGAUGAAUACCGUAUAGCGAGAUGAUCCAUAUCAAAGUACCUUUUUGGAAUUUAAACUCUCAGUACCAACAAUAGUUCUCAUGGCAUAGUCUGAUUAUAAACGCAAAUAGGUACAUGAACAGUUCGAUUUCCAAAUAAACAUGGAUAAUAAUGUUCAUCGGUAAGAUAAAUCGUAUGGUGAUACUGAAUGCAGAUAUGUAAUAAAAAAUGUCCUUGAAGAGUAUUAAUUAUAUAACAGUAUAUGAUGGUACGCGAAAUAAAAAUCAAUUUAUAACAACAA